Exophiala xenobiotica is the source of this 645-nucleotide messenger RNA. RefSeq lists its product as uncharacterized. The transcript has a single exon. The record is from RefSeq and is a predicted model, not a curated record. The coding region runs from base 1 to 645 and encodes 214 amino acids. Lineage: Eukaryota; Fungi; Ascomycota; Eurotiomycetes; Chaetothyriales; Herpotrichiellaceae.
AUGGCCUUUGCCAGGAAUGGGACCACAGUCCCACCUGUGAUUGACUAUCAACCGCCCCCACCUAGAGGUAUGGGAGAAUGGACUGAUGUCUAUGAAUAUUUCCGCCAACGCAAUGCUCAAGAGCAAAUGGCGAAAGGGAACUCUGACAUUAUGGACACUGGCCCACCCAAAAACGGGAUGGGUCAACAGCGUGCUCCACGUCCACCGGUCCCGAUGUUCUCGUUCUAUGAUCCUCCUGUGUCCAGGCCUCAGGAUCGAUUGGCAACUGCAAAACCUAAUCCGUUGGCUAUGCAGUCUGUUGCAGUCGAUAGCGUCGGCGUCGACGAUCGAGUCAAGGAGCAUCUCAAGAAUGACAAUGGUCUCAAGGCUACCAAUACGCUGGUAUGUCCUGUGACGCAGCUUGAGUUGGCGUUCAAGGGGGGUAUUGCUCCCACUAAACUGCCACAGACUCGGACUCCGGUCACGGGUACGCCAGCAUCAAUCUCAUCCUCUCCCAAAGAGCAGGAUGGAGAUAAGCUGGUUGAUGCGCACAUGCUGCAGGACCUAGCCGCCACAGCCUCCUUUCCGGAAUUGACCCAGGAAGAAAAGUACCUUCUGGCAGGCACGGAUAUUGAAGAUCUCAUCGACUACGUUGAGUUCGAGUAG